This is a messenger RNA of Hyalella azteca, 456 nucleotides long. Its product is annotated as circumsporozoite protein-like. NCBI's taxonomy places the organism in Eukaryota, Metazoa, Arthropoda, Malacostraca, Amphipoda, Hyalellidae. The record is from RefSeq and is a predicted model, not a curated record. The transcript has 2 exons. Bases 1 to 456 code for a protein of 151 amino acids.
AUGGCGUCAGGCUGGAGCUGUAGCCCCGUGCCCAACCCUACCGUCAACCCUACCGUCAACCCUACUGUCAAUCUUACUGCCACUCCUAUUGCCAAUCCUAUAGCCAACUCUACCGUCAACCCCACUGUUAAUCCUACUGCCACUCCUAUUGCCAACCCUACAGCCGACCCUACUGUAAACCCAACUGCUCCACCCGGUUGUAGCCCCAUGCCCAACCCUACCGUCAACCCUACUGUUAAUCCUACUGCCAUUCCCAUAGCCAACCCUACUGUCAACCCUACUACACCACCCGGUUGUAGCCCAAUGCCCAACCCUACUGCCAAUCCUUCUGCUUUUCCUACUAUCAACCAAACUGGAAAUCUUACUGCCAAUCCUACAGUAAACCUUACUGCUAUAACCUGUUGUAGCUCUAUGACCAACCCAACAAUCAACACUAUUGUCAACCAUUUUGUCUAA